Molecule: messenger RNA, 8334 nt
Organism: Prinia subflava (tawny-flanked prinia)
Lineage: Eukaryota; Metazoa; Chordata; Aves; Passeriformes; Cisticolidae
Gene: KCNS2
Product: potassium voltage-gated channel modifier subfamily S member 2
Exons: 4
Coding region: 1257-2795 (512 amino acids)
Biological process (GO): protein homooligomerization; potassium ion transmembrane transport; regulation of delayed rectifier potassium channel activity
Cellular component (GO): voltage-gated potassium channel complex; membrane
Molecular function (GO): protein binding; voltage-gated potassium channel activity
Source: RefSeq, a predicted model, not a curated record
GUGAUUCUUCUGUGCACCAAGUGUACAGCUGAGCCACAGCUGCAGGGUGCAAGUGCUCUCUUAUCUGACCCUGCCUUCAGAGACCAGGUUGCUGCAGCCACAUUACAGGUCCUGCUGCAAUGUGGGAGGGAUGCAGGCUCUGCUGGAGAGGACAUCUUCACCACAUGAAUCUCCCUCCUGCCUCCACCCUUCCAGAUCUUCACAAUUUGUUUCUCUGAAUUUUUCAAUGGCAGUCUCUUUACUCCUGCUAUAAAUCUGAGAGAUUCCUAAGCAGAUGGAUAAAGUAUUUGCUAGUAGGAGUAGAUAAGAGUCAGCAUUGAACAACAACCAGCUGGCCAUCAUGACCCAUAUUUUACAUUGUUAAGGGACUGGAUUAAUAAAAACAACAGGACUAAUAAAAUCAGCAAGUGAAGAAGAGCACUGGGAAAUUUCACAGCAUGUGCAAAAGGGAGCAUGUCUCCCACCCCAAAUGAUGUUACUUUUUCUUAGGACUAGCAUGAAAGUCAUUCUAGAGAGUCAACAAAGGCUAAAUCUUGCCAAACAAACAUGGUCCCUCCUCCUUUACUGAUAUACAAAAACAGCUGAAGAGAAUGAAGAAGCAGCCUAGAGCCAGUCCUGAGAAAGCCUCAGUUAUAAAAUUACUUGAAAAAUGAAUGCAAGUUGGCUGGGAAAUGAGCAGUGUCACAGAGAUUGAACACAGGCUGUGAGUCCAUAAACAAAGAGGAGCAAAAGAUAAACAUGAACAUAAAGAGCUCAUGGGAGAAUAUCUGGGGCAUAGAUUGGGUGUAGGGAGGGGAGGAAAGGAGGACUAGAAAUCUGCCCUAAGUCUGUUUUUAUUUAAUGUCUAUUAUGAUCUGGAAGGAAGCAAUAAACACUACAUUCAUUCCAUUUAUAUUUGAUGUAACAACUCCUGUGAGUUAGAGAGGUGUUGUGUAAACCAAUGGGGACAGACACAAAACAUAAAAAAACUAAGACAGGCUGGAAAUAACAAAACAACAGCCAAGUGGAUGGGCACAAAGCAAUAGUCUGUGGGAGGAGGCUCAGCCUCACAUGCAGACAUGGAAUGGAGAGAUGUGCUUAUAGAAGGGAGGCAGAAGGUCCCAAUAACAGCAGAGACCAACAAACUGUGAUCUUAUGGAGCAGACUCAUCCCAAAGGAAGCAACAGGGUAGAGAUUGGAAGUUUUUCUGAAAAAUACCUCAUGAGGUACACUCCCUUGGAAAAGAGAAGGCCAAAGCCACAUACCUGCACUGAAGUAUGACCAUAUCAAGAGAUCUCAGUCAGGGUGGAGAUCCAGAUGUGCUGACUGCUGUGAAGAUAGGAAGGUUUUCAUUCCCUACCCACCUUUGGAAGGAGCUCACUAUGACAGGGCAGAGUCUGAGGGCUUUAUCUGAAGCGAAUUUUGAAGACAAUGAAAUCAGCAUCAACGUUGGAGGCUUUAAGAAAAAGAUGAGAUCCAACACAUUAUUAAGGUUCCCUGAGACCAGGCUGGGCAAAUUGCUGAGCUGCCACUCAAAGGAGUCGAUACUGGAGCUUUGUGAUGACUAUGAUGACACCAAGAAUGAAUUUUAUUUUGACAGGAACCCCGAGCUCUUUCCUUACGUGCUACAUUUUUAUAACACUGGCAAGCUCCAUGUGAUGGGCGAACUCUGUGUGUUUUCUUUCAGCCAGGAGAUUGAAUACUGGGGAAUCAAUGAAUUCUUUAUAGACUCCUGCUGCAGUUAUAGCUACCAUGGGAGGAAAAUGGAGCCAGACCAAGAGAAGUGGGAGGAACAAAGUGACCAGGAAAGUACAACAUCUUCGUUUGAUGAGAUUUUGGCAUUCUACAAUGACGCCUCUAAAUUUGACAAACAGCCCUUUGGAAACAUCCGGAGGCAGCUCUGGCUUGCUUUGGAUAAUCCUGGGUACUCCGUUUUAAGCCGUGUCUUCAGUGUCCUUUCAAUAGUGGUGGUGCUGGGCUCUAUUGUGACCAUGUGCCUCAACAGCCUCCCAGACUUCCAGAUUGUUGACAGCAAUGGGAACCCCGAGGAAGACCCUCGCUUCGAAAUCGUGGAACAUUUUGGUAUUGCAUGGUUCACUUUUGAACUGGUGGCGAGAUUUGCAGUAGCUCCUGACUUUUUAAAGUUUUUCAAGCAUGCCCUGAAUUUGAUUGACCUAAUGUCUAUCCUUCCAUUUUAUAUUACAUUAAUUGUCAACUUGGUGGUGGAAAGUAGUCCAACUUUAGCAAAUUUAGGCAGAGUUGCACAAGUCCUGAGACUCAUGAGGAUCUUCCGCAUCCUAAAGCUUGCUAGACACUCCACAGGUCUCAGGUCUCUCGGAGCCACCCUGAAGUAUAGCUACAGAGAGGUGGGGCUUCUUUUACUCUACCUCUCUGUUGGCAUCUCCAUUUUCUCAGUAGUGGCCUACACCAUUGAGAAAGAAGAGAAUGAGGGGUUAGCCACUAUCCCUGCUUGUUGGUGGUGGGCUACUGUUAGCAUGACCACAGUUGGCUACGGGGAUGUGGUGCCAGGGAGCACUGCUGGCAAGUUGACGGCAUCUGCAUGCAUCCUAGCUGGUAUCCUAGUGGUAGUGCUUCCCAUUACACUGAUCUUUAAUAAAUUCUCCCACUUCUAUAGGCGUCAGAAGCAGUUAGAGAGUGCCAUGAGAAGCUGUGAUUUUGGUGAUGGCAUGAAAGAAGUUCCAUCUGUCAACUUAAGGGACUACUAUGCUUACAAAGUUAAAUCCCUUAUGGCCAGUCUGACCAAUAUGAGCAGAAGUACCCCCAGCGAGUUGAGCCUGAAUGAUUCACUGCAUUAGUGUACAGGUCUGACAGCAGUUUGCAUGAGAGCUAUCAAGAGCUAUGUUUAUAAAUGUUUUCCUAUUUGUCUUGGUUUUUUUUCUAGAAGAUAGUGUUGCUGACACUGCACUUUGCACUUGAGAAACUAAAGACAUUUCUAUUACAAGUUAACAGUUUGCACACUUUCAUCCUGUUGCGUAAGGGUACUAAAUGCUGACUUUUCCAUACAAACGUUACCACUUCCAUGACAUUAGUGCUAGUGGUAUAGUGAUGAUCUGUUACUUUGUGCAUUUUCUCAUCUGAGCAGAGAAAUGAAUGUACCCAAGUGGAAUGAAAAUCUCAUCUGUGACAUGAGUAAUUAAAAAGUCACCUAUCACCUAUACUGGUGUCUGUACUAGUAUAGGACUUCCCAUGCAUUUUACAACAGUUUGAAACAGCCACCUGUGAGUCACUUAUACAAGAACACUUCUACCUGUGUUGCCGACCAGUAAUUCUUAUCACUUGCCUGAAAACACCUCUAAGUUUGCUUACUCUUGAGUAUGUGUGUUAAAAUCUGGGUGUUCUUGUUCUGAAAUGUUAUGUAUAGUGUUAUUUUUCAGAAUCUCUUGGGCAUAGACCUUCCCCUGUUUCCAAGAUUAGAUCAAUUCAGAGCCCUCUGAAGAAGGCCACCCCUCAUUUUCAGAUAGCUACAUAUUCAAAGACUACAUUUCCACAAGUGAUUCUAGCUAUGGAGGCCCAGAUAGAGCUCUCAGGAUCCCAUCUCCAGAAGGGAUCUGCUCACAGCUCAGUCCCAGUGCAGCUGCAAAUGUGUUGUAUCAGUCCAUCAAAAUGGUUUUGAGAUUAGACACAUGAGGAUGUGGGUUUUAAACAAUUAGAAGCUCCAAUGAAAAACUUGGAUUUGAUUAAUGAAGUGAAAUAUUCCCACAUGAACAGUACAGGCAGCAUUUUAGGAAUUGACAUUCAUAUACUGCAAAAAGACUAAUUAUAAAGAUGCCAUAUGUGAUGCUGAGAUAUGAAUCUAAUUUUAUCAGUAAAGCUUGAAAGCAGGUGUUGAUGACAGACAAUUCCAUUAAAAUUUCUGCCAAGGAAUCUCUAAGCAAAAAAACAUUUUCACUCAGAAAGAAACUCUCAAUUUGCAGCUAAGGGAGAGUAUAAGGGCCUAAGAAGGGAACAGAUAAAGAGCUUAAUACUGCACUAUCUGUGGGUAGAUCCUCCUACCUACUUCUGUGAUGUAGUCAAUUUAAAUCCUUUCAAGGGCUAGCAUGUACUGGUUUAAAAAAGAAAACCAUGCGAGAACAGAUCAUAUGCGAUUUCAAGAGUAAUAAUGAAUCUGCACAGAGUUGUUUUUUGAGUGCUCAGUCUCCUCCCUUACACAAUUGUAUAGAGAUCAAAUACUUGCAGUCAACAAGCUUCCCUCUUUUUAGUUCUGUGCUAGAAGACAAACUACUGGCACUCAGUGGGCAGAACAGCAUUUCUCUUCAGAGCCUACUGCUUUUCCAUCCUAUUCAUUACACAUAAAUUUCCAAUUAAUUUUUUGUUAGUUUUACUUGUGAAGACUAGAGAGGUGCAGAAAUUAAAUUCAAGCUAGUUAGAAGAGAAAUUAAAAUACUAAAGCUGAAAUUGUCUUGUUUGGAAGACUAUGUUUUUAAACCAUGACAAAGGGUGGAUCAACCGACAAAAUAAAGCAAAUAUGGUAUGAAUAGGUAACUGCCUCAUUUAGGCUAUUAGAGGUAGCAGCUUGGUCUGGAUCUUUUGACACUGUAUCCUCUCCACCUAAAAACCAGAAAGCUGAGCACCCAAGAUUGGAUUUCUGUUUGCCCAGUGAUCUGUGACAGAACACACAGUGUGAAAUAACUUUCUCCCCCACCCCAUUUCCAUUGAACACCCUCCCCUCCCAUCAGUUAGUAGAUGAUCUAGGCCACGAAGUGUGAGGGGAAAAGGUCCUGUCCAACCUUACCAAUUUUGAACACAGCCUGCAGAAGUUAUAAGUCAAUUGGCAAGCCAUUGCUUGCUGUCCCUGAAAUUGAAAGUGCCAUAUACAUGGUCCUGAAAGUAGACCUAGAUAACCUCAAUUUGGCGUCCAAACUUGAAACAUUUUGCCAAGGUUUACACUUCUGGAUAGGGCUGGUUCAAUUCAAUUUAUGCUGACUCCUAGGCAUAACUUCAGCACUGCUGUCCCUGGUUCAUACUGCAGGUAUGUAAAGUAUGACACACACACAAACAGCCACCUAACACAUGGAGCAGCAUGAGGUCACCUGUUGAACUGAAAUACCAAGAAAGAAAGAAGAGGAGGAAGAGGUGGCCAUGGGCAGCAUAUACCCUCCAGUCAGGUGACAUGCUGCAAGGGUGGCAAAUCCUCUCACUGAUGCAAAGGACACUGCAAACCAUGUCUGUUGCUUAGGGCUGUAGGAGAACUCAGCUCCAAGCAGUGGUUUUAUCUCAGUUCCAUAAACAGUAGAUUUACAGAGCUGAAAACCAGGGACUUUCAGAGCAGUUAUUUGGUGAGACCUGUAGACUUGCCAAAGAGCCACAAAUUCCCUCAGCUGUUGCUUGUUUAACAUUGCAAAUGUUGGAUUUAGCUUUGCAACACAUCAUUUCAAUUACCUAUAGCUUAUCUUAUGUUCUAGAUUUAUUAUUAUUUGUAGGGCUGAUACUGUCAUUUCUGCAAAUAUUGACUGGAAUGUGUCCAAAUUGCAUUUUACUAAAGAAAAUGAAAUACCCAAGGAAUUCCAACUUUUAUUGUACUGGUUGAAAGGAAUUUUCAUUAUUGCAUUUUUAUACAAGUGCUUUUGAUCAAAGACACUAAAUAAAUAAAGUACUGAAAUUUAAUAUGUUCUUAUUAUCAUGACAAUUACUUUACACAGUGCACAGGAAUUCCUUUCAUAAACUUAACUAAUUCCAUAUUAAAAGUAGUCACAUUUUUGCUCCCCCCUCCUCCUGAAAACUAUUCCAGAGCUGUGCUGCUCUCCAAGGCUUGCACAACCUUUAGCACAAUUUUAUUAAUGGCUGCUUUAUACCAGUAUUUUUUUUUUUGCCAACACUGUUCUUUAGCUUAAAUAUAUCAUUUUCCUCUUAGUGUAUUUAUAGACAGCAACCAUAUGGCCUUACAUACGUUUUUUCACAGGUUUAUACCUCUCAAGCUUCCCUUUAGUUUUCUUUUUGCAAGUCCUGUUCCCCUGACCACGCUAGAGGAUGUAGCCCUUUUUUUGCAUUACUUCUGCUUAGAUUUAUUAUGUUUGAGCAUUGGACAGUAUUGUACAGCAGUUUUAAUAUUUGCUUAUGACUAACAGAAUUUUUCACUGAGCAGCAUAACAAUUUAGUGAUUUAAGUAAUGUUGCUGUCUUAGCUGCCCCAAAAUAUCUAGGUAAGGAAGAAUAGGCACACCUUUCCUGCCAUUUUAUGAAGUAAUGUCUAUUCUAGGGCUCUGUGCAGUAAGUGCUGAGAAAACUUAUUUCUCAUUAAAUAAAAGCUACAGGGAAAUGUUUACAUUACACUUUGAAGAAAAAAUGCAAUCUCUCCAAAGCCUCACAGGGGAGAAGAGGUGGGGUAUUUUUUGCAUAGUCAGUACUUUUGCUGGACUUCCUCACUCACUGUUGUGUGUGAGCAGGGCACCUGCACUUCCGUAAACCACUGGAUCAGAACUGAAGGACGAGAGGACUAACUGACCACUUUCUCCAGAGUUGGAAAAUUUCUGUGGUCAGAAAUCUCCUUAGUAUGGAUGAAGAACAUUGCAUCAGCCUGUGCUCCUCCUGCCUGUGACAGUCACCUUCGUGGCACCAGUGAAAAUGCUGUGCCUACUCUUUUUCGUCUGAGAGCUUUGUAUUGUUUAAAUGAGAACUGUGGUGAUAUUUCAAAUGAGGUAACUUGCUUUACUGCCAGAAAUAAACUGUUAGAGAAUCUGGAUUUCUAGUACAAAUCUAGGCUAUUAUGAGAGUCAGAGAUGCCCUUGAGAAGCAAUAUGUUACAUUAUGUUCCUGAGAUGUAAAAUCUAUAUAUAGAUUGUGAUUAAGCUUUUUAUGUAUGUUCAGAUUUUGUAUUAUUGCCUGGUUUAUUACUCAUUUACUUUCAUCAGUUGCUGAUUCUCUCUUUCCCUGCAGACUUUCUGUUUUGGAAACAGACUGGUUUUUCCUCCCAUGUUAUAUAGAGCAUGGGCUACUUCAUGUUGCAGUCUUAAAAACAAAAAACUUUGCAUUUAGUUUUCCAAAUUUAAUACCUCCAGUAUUUGUACCUUUUUGUAUAGAACUUUGCAAGACUGCAGGGAACUACUGUAUCUGGUGCUCUUUGUACUGUGUGUCCUGUCCCAGUAGUGUGUAACGCACUCAAAAAUUCAGUUUUGUGCCACAAAAUGGAAAUUAAAUGCAUAAAAAAUAUCUUUCACCAGGGAUCUAGAACUGAUUUAAGUUUCAGGACAUUCUGAGUAUAUAUUAUAAUCAAAGAGAAGCCUGGGCCUCAUUGUGAGGAUAAGGGGUUUUUUUAAACAUGCACAUCAGGCUAGAUUUCUAUUCUUAGAAAUGCUCUUAAUUGGUGAUUGUGGUGGGGAACCCACAUUUUUCAGUUGAACAAACAGUACAAGCUUCUUGUUCUCUACCUGACAGAUUAGGGACUGAACAACAUACCACCAGCAUUUGUAGGCACUAAAUCAACUUGACAUGACCUUUCAUCUCUUCCAAAAUAACCGCAUCCCUAGAGGCCCCAGCUGUGCACAUGUAAGCAGCAGAAAGCCCCUGGAGUAACUGCUCUUGCUGUGCUGGUUAUCCAUUUCCUCCCACAAUACUCCUGACUUUAAUCUACCUUUGAUGGUGCUUUCAAACAACAUCCAACCCCAGGCAUCACUCAUAUCCCUUGGUGAGGUGUUGUGCCAGAACUAUUCUUUUCUCAUUAUGUUAUUCUUAUUUUCUUUUCCAAUUUAUGCACCUGGCUUCCCAUUAAGUUACACCAGAAAUUAAUUUGAUCUCCUGUAACUAACUUUCAAGUUGCACACUAUUCAGAUAGGGUGAAAGAAUGUUCCCAUCUGAUUUCUGAAGCAUUUUUUACUGAUUCUGCCUUUUUCCUUAAAAAAAAAAAAAAAAAAAAAAAAAAAAAAAAAAAAAAAGUUAUGCUUCUCAUCUGAGAAUAAUUUGCGGGGUUAAAAAUAGAGCAAUGGGUAAUACAUUAUUCAAAGCAACAGUUCUACAGAGCAAUCAUUGAAGCUGCUAAGAAACAUCAUUCUCAUUAAAGAUUGUGGAUCUCUUCACCUCUCAGAUAUGAAAUUAUGGGUUGUCAAGUGGAGGAAGCCACCUCCAAACAGUCUAGAAAGUGUUUCCCGAGAUCACAUGACACUGUUAGCAAAGGUCUGGCUCUGGAAUUUAUUUGCCCUGCUAGGAAUGAGGAUGGAGAAUCAUCUCACAGGUGUUGGGACUCACACUGACCUCCCACUGCAGAAAUUUGUUUGCCUGACAUCGCCUCACCCUUUACACACAACCCUAAAUCAUGUAAGUCCUCACUUGGAUAAACACAUGAAUUUGCCAUAAGAGGCAGUGGCACAAAUCCAGCACUUCAGCUUCACAGAAGUGUAAAGAA